AGCAGACAGACGGAGUUCUUUUAAUCCUUCUGUCUUUUCUUCCCCAUCUCUCUAAAACUCUUCUUUAAGGGAGGAACAGCUAUAGCUUUGGGGAUAAUAUAGCUUUAAGGCAACUUUUGGCAAAUGUUAACGUCCUAACAUCUGGGCAGUGUUAACAGAAUCCCGGAGGCCCAGACAGACCAGGAGCCACUCGUUCUAGGAAUGUUAAAGUAGAAGUUUGUUGUUUUUUUUUCCCCCCCUCGGCUGAUGAGAGGAGCAGAAAGGAAAGAGAAAGAGGAGGAGAGAGAAAGAACACAAAAAAACUAUAACACAGAUCCCAUACAUCUGCUUCUUCUCACUUUUGGAAGCUCAUAGGUGGCUGACUUCUGAAAGCAUUUUCCUUUAUCUGGGUACUUUGGGCUACAUACCCUUAUUUUUUAUUUCCCUAAUCCUCCCUUUCAAGGAUGGUUGGUCAACUAAUUCAAAGAGGAGCUAUCUCUCUGCUGCUCUUCCUAACUCCAGCAGUGACACCAACAUGGUAUGCAGGCUCAGGCUACUAUCCAGAUGAAAGCUACAAUGAAGUCUAUGCAGAAGAGGUCCCACGGGCUCCUGCCCUAGACUACAGAGUCCCCCGAUGGUGUUACACAUUAAAUAUCCAGGAUGGAGAAGCCACAUGCUACUCACCAAGGGGAGGAAAUUAUCACAGUAGCCUAGGUACUCGUUGCGAGCUCUCCUGUGAUCGUGGCUUUCGACUGAUUGGACGGAGAUCAGUGCAAUGCCUGCCAAAUCGCCGUUGGUCUGGAACUGCCUACUGCAGGCAGAUGAGAUGUCAUGCACUGCCAUUCAUCGCUAGUGGCACCUACAGCUGCACAAAUGGAGUGCUUCUUGACUCCCGCUGUGACUAUAGUUGUUCUAGUGGCUACCACCUAGAAGGUGACCGCAGCCGAAUCUGCAUGGAAGAUGGGCGAUGGAGUGGAGGCGAGCCUGUAUGUGUAGACAUAGAUCCUCCCAAGAUCCAUUGUCCCCACUCACGUGAGAAGAUAGCAGAGCCAGAGAAACUGACUGCUAGAGUCUACUGGGACCCACCAGUGGUGAAAGAUUCUGCUGAUGGUACCAUCACCAGGGUAACACUUCGGGGCCCAGAGCCUGGUUCUCACUUUCCUGAAGGAGAGUAUGUGAUUCGUUACACCGCCUAUGACCGAGCUUAUAACCGGGCCAGCUGCAAGUUCAUUGUGAAAGUACAAGUGAGACGCUGCCCAGUUCUGAAACCACCGCAGCAUGGCUACCUCACCUGCACCUCAGCAGGCGACAACUAUGGUGCCACCUGUGAAUACCACUGUGAUGGUGGUUAUGAGCGCCAGGGAACCCCCUCCCGGGUCUGCCAGUCCAGUCGUCAGUGGUCAGGAUCACCACCUAUCUGUACUCCCAUGAAGAUUAAUGUCAAUGUCAACUCAGCUGCUGGCCUCCUGGAUCAGUUCUAUGAGAAACAGCGACUCCUGAUCAUCUCAGCUCCUGAUCCCUCCAACCGAUAUUAUAAAAUGCAAAUCUCUAUGCUACAGCAAUCCACCUGUGGACUGGACCUGCGGCAUGUGACCAUCAUUGAGCUGGUGGGGCAGCCACCUCAGGAGGUGGGGCGCAUCCGGGAGCAACAGCUGUCAGCCAGCAUCAUCGAGGAGCUCAGGCAAUUUCAGCGCCUUACUCGCUCCUACUUCAAUAUGGUGUUGAUUGACAAGCAGGGUAUUGAUCGGGAACGCUACAUGGAACCUGUAACCCCUGAGGAAAUCUUCACAUUCAUUGAUGACUACUUGCUCAGCAACCAGGAACUGAUCCAGCGCCGGGAGCAAAGGGAUGUCUGCGAGUGAACUUGAACCAGGGCAAGGUUGAUGUCAAGGGAAAAUUCCCCUAGUUAGCUGAAACUGAGGCCUAAUAAAAGAAAGAAAUUGUUUCCCACAGUUCUAGGGACAGGACUCUGAGGUGAGUGAGGUUUGCCAAUCCAGAGAUAUUUCUAGACAUCAUUUUAGGACUGUGCCAUAGUUUCCCUAAGCAAGUCUAUGAUUCAAUUAGCACUGGAGGAGACUCCAAAGCUAAGCAGGGACUGAGUACAGGCUUUGAGCAGUGCAUUGGGGGUAGGAAGUCUUCAUUUCCUAAUCCGGGCCUCUGCCCUGCUCUCCAAAGUCUUUCAGAUAAGUAAAUUCUAAAUUGAUUCACUUACCAGUUGUGUUUUAAAUGCUUUCUAUACCCUGAGGUGA
Messenger RNA from Urocitellus parryii (Arctic ground squirrel), 2228 nucleotides. RefSeq names its product sushi repeat containing protein X-linked 2 (gene Srpx2). Gene Ontology annotation, biological process: cell-cell adhesion; positive regulation of cell migration involved in sprouting angiogenesis; positive regulation of synapse assembly. NCBI's taxonomy places the organism in Eukaryota, Metazoa, Chordata, Mammalia, Rodentia, Sciuridae. The record is from RefSeq and is a predicted model, not a curated record. Gene Ontology annotation, molecular function: signaling receptor binding.